AUGACCCCAGACAUGCGACCACUCUUCGUGCUCGCCGGCUUGCUGACAGCGGCCCUCUCAGAUCAGUCCCAGCCACAGAGCUCAGUGGAGCCUAGGGGGCUGCAGGACAUUCGGGCACUGGAGGCUUCGCACACCGGAGUUUCCAAAGCCCUGGAAGCUCAGCUGCCCCCUGCCCCUGAGCUGAGACUUGGUAUCCGAGAGCGGCCCCUCCUUUCUGGCCUCCAGCGUGGCCCCUGGGCUCUGCCCCCUGCGCCCAGCACAGGCUGGGGAUUCCCAACCCUCUCUGAGGUGAGAUGGGGACAGCCAGACACCAAAGCCCUCCCUGAAGAGGUCCGCAAAGCCUCGAAAUUCAGUCGCGAGAAGCCCUUGCCCUGCUGGUUCAUUGCAGGUCGUCCGUCUCCAGCCCCACCCGGCCAGCUCAACACCAGUAGUGCGGAGAGGGUGCCCUUGGAGCCAGGUGAGCAACCAGUCUUGUUGGGGAGGGGCACGACCCCGCUCCCCGCGCUAGAUCUCCAGACCGUCCUCCGGGCCCCAAGGCGACCCCUGGUUCCGGGCGCUAACCGGGUCUCUAACCCGACCAUCCACAACCCCCUCCCGCCCCCAGAGCACCGCGCCCUGCGGUUGGCGGACGGGGGCGGCCCCUGCGCCGGCCGCGUGGAGAUCUUGGAGCGCGGCCAGUGGGGAUCGGUGUGCGACGACGCGUGGGACCUGCAGGACGCCCACGUGGUGUGCCAGCAACUGGGCUGCGGCUGGGCGGUCCAGGCCCUGCCCGGCUUGCACUUCGCACCCGGCCGAGGGCCCAUCCACCGCGACCAGGUGAACUGCUCCGGGGCGGAGGCCUACCUGUGGGACUGCCCGGGGAGGCCGGGAGACCUCUACUGCGGCCACAAGGAAGACGCCGGUGUCGUGUGCUCAGAGCACCAGUCCUGGCGCCUGACCGGGGGCGCUGACGCCUGUGAGGGGCAGGUGGAGGUACAUUUCCGAGGGGUCUGGAGCACGGUGUGUGACAGCGAGUGGUACUCUUCAGAGGCCAAGGUGCUCUGCCAGACCUUGGGCUGUGGAACCGUGGUGGAGCGACCCAAGGGGCUGCCCCACGCCUUGUCAGGCAGGAUGUACUACUCUUGCAAGGGAGAGGAGACUACCCUCUCCAACUGCUCCUGGCGGUUCAACAACUCCAACCUCUGCAGCCAGUCCCUGGCUGCGCGGUGUUUUCUGACAGGUUCCCGGAGUUUGCUCAAUCUGUCCACGCCUGAAGUCCCUGCAGGCACUCCACCGGUCACUGUGGAAUCUUCUGUGACAGUGAAAACAGAGGACAAGGCAUCUCGGGAGCUGGUGCUCCUCAUCCCCUGCAUUGUCCUGGGGGUCCUCCUCCUCGGCUCUCUCGUCUCUAUCGUCUUUAUCCUUUUGAGAGUCAAAGGAAAAUACGCCCUCCCUGUAAUGGUGAACCACCAGCACCUGCCCACCACCCUCCCUGCAGGCAUCCAUAACUAUCACGCGGUCCCCAUCGCCGUCCCCAAAGAGGAAGUUCCCAAGGUGCCCAUUCAGGCUCGGGCCCCACCCCCCGAGGACUCAGACUCCAGCUCGGACACAGACUAUGAGCAUUAUGACUUCAGCGCCCAGCCUCCUGUGGCCCUGACCACCUUCUACAAUUCCCAGCGGCACCGGGUCACAGAGGAGGAAGCCCAGCAGAGAAGGUUCCAGAUGCCCUCCUUGGAGGAAGGACUUGAAGAGUUGCACGCCUCCCACGUCCCAGCAGCCAACCCCGGACACUCCGUGGCAGAACCCCCGUCCCUGGGCCCACAGUUUCACCCUAGGAGCACAAGUGGGUCCAGCACGUCCUCCGGGGAGCAUUACUGCAAUAGCCCCAGCAGCAAGCUGCCGCCACGGAACCCCCAGGUGUUUCCUUCAGAGAGAAGUCCCCUCCUGGAGCAGCCCCCAAACUUGGAGCUGGCCGGCUCCCAGGCCACUUACUCAGCAGGGCCGUCGGCGGAUGACAGCUCCAGCACCUCAUCCGGGGAAUGGUACCAGAACUUCCGGCCGCCACCCCAGCCCCCGCUGGAGGAGCAGUUUGGGUAUCCAGGGUCGCCCAGCCCCCAGCCUGACUCCACCGACAACGAGGACUACGAUGACAUCGGGGCGGUCUAG
Messenger RNA from Carlito syrichta (Philippine tarsier), 2145 nucleotides. RefSeq names its product CD6 molecule (gene CD6). The coding region runs from base 1 to 2145 and encodes 714 amino acids. NCBI's taxonomy places the organism in Eukaryota, Metazoa, Chordata, Mammalia, Primates, Tarsiidae. The record is from RefSeq and is a predicted model, not a curated record. Gene Ontology annotation, cellular component: membrane. The transcript has 16 exons.